AGGCUCGCUGACUAGGGGCUCAGAUUCAAACGUGGGCCUUUGCCAUAGCUUUAUGAUGAAGAUUUGUUCUGACGUGCUUGGGUGUGGCAGAUAGUUGAGCAGCCCUGUUGGAGGAUGUAGGCGUUGCUUCGCCAUAUUAGUUGUGGCGGAAAUGAACCAGGCAGGCUGGGUAGUGCCUUCCCUAAAAGGAUUUAAGCGGCUUAUUCCGGGCAGAGGGCUCGCCAUUAUUAAUGUUUGUGACAGGUUCUGCUUCCAUCCGGGUCUUGUGCUUCGCCAUGAGGAGCUUGAAAUAGCGUGGCUGCCCUGCGUGUGCUUGUUGCUAGGAUGCGAGGUGGCGGUGGACGUGGCUGCAGGUAAAAAGAGUCAGGAAAUAAACUCACAUGGCCUAAUGCGAUGUAAAUGAGUUACUCAGCUGGAUUUAUGCCAUAACCAUUUGUCAGUUUCCAACACAAGAACAAGACGAUGGGAAACAGUGCCUUAAAAGCGCAUCUGGAGACAGCCCAGAAAACAGGGGUAUUUCAACUAACUGGAAAAGGCCUUUCUGAGUUUCCCGAAGAUCUACAAAAGCUUGCAAGUAAUCUCAGAACUAUAGAUUUGUCAAACAAUAAGAUUGAGAUACUACCACCGCUAAUGGGAAAAUUUUCUGUGCUGAAAAGCUUGGCUCUAAAUCACAACAAACUAACUGCACUCCCUGAAGAGCUGUGCAGACUGAAAAAACUAGAGAUUUUGCAUCUGAACAGUAACCAGCUAACACAGUUACCUGCUGCCUUUGGACAACUGGCAGCACUAAAGACCCUGAGCCUUUCUGGAAAUAAGCUACGCACUUUACCUGCCCAACUCUGCGGUCUCCGUCAUCUGGAUGUGGUAGAUCUCUCCAGAAAUCAGAUCCAGUCUGUGCCAGACACAGUGGGAGAGCUGCAGACCAUUGAACUGAACUUGAAUCAGAACCAGAUUUCCCAGAUCUCAUCGCAGAUUUCUCACUGUCCCCGCCUCAAGGUCCUGCGGCUGGAAGAAAAUUGUCUAGAGCUAAGCAUGCUUCCUCAGAGUAUUCUCAGUGACUCUCAGAUUUCUCUUCUUGCUGUAGAGGGUAACCUCUUUGAGAUCAAGAAACUCAGAGAAUUGGAUGGUAUAUGGAGAGAUUCACAGCCACAAAGAAAAAGUUUGCCUGAUGGACUACUUUCUUAUGAAGGAAAAUGCAACAAGAGAUGUGGCACACAGAUACUAGGUGCUGCUGUCUGGAAGGAAAAAAACCAAGCUCUGGACUAAUGUGAAGAGAAAAGUGGCCAUAUGACUUUGUAGUGGCUUCAUAUGUUAAGGUCACAAAACAAAUCCAGGGAGCAGUGAAACUUAACUGGGCUAGAUAAAACACUAUAGCUAGAAGAAUUGGAGCUCUUCUGCUUACACGAUUCUCCAUCUUCAGGGGUCAUUAUGAUUAAGGAGAAAAAUCUUGUGUAAUACCUGAGCUGCACAGCAUUUACUACAGUAGUUGUCAGGCUUCAUGUUAAACUAGUAUUGACUAUAGGGCGGACAAAGUUGUUUGAGUCUUGGGACCAUUUGCCAGGGUGUAGACUGAAGCUUUGUUACUGGAUUAACUCUACAAUGCAAAAGUCACCUACCUUUUGCUGUACAAAUUUUAGAGUACAGAGAGCUGUCUCAGUUUUAAAAAUUAUGUACAUUUAUGAAGCACAAAUAAUUAGAGCUAAUAUUAGCGUAACGUGUCUAAUCAAAAUAUUCUAGCUUCAUGUCAUGAUUGCAUCCAAUGAAUGGCUUGUCUUCCACUUUAUGGUGAAAUGCACUGUACUUCACCAAAGCAUGUUGAUACAUUGAUAUACAUGAUGACGAGAUCUUAAAAUCCAUACUGACUACAUUUGGGGUGGGGGGAGCUCACACAUUUGCACUGAGUAUUUGUGGCAGAAGAGCAAGCUCAACUAAUUUAGUUGAUCACCUUAUCGCUGCCUUAUGCAAAGCAUCUGGGAGGACCUAAAAUAUGCAACUUCUCUGAACAUGUACAUUUCUACUGAAACUUGCAUCCACGACUGUCUUAAGCUUUUUGGCACCUUUUGUUGUUAAUUGAACUGUGUAAACUAUUACUGAGUAGUAAAAAUAAAUAUGUACAACUAAAGUUGCUGUUAAUGUUUUUGUAGAGGGAAGCUCUGCCCAUACUGAGCUAUUGCUUUUGAAAAGGGUCCCACUGCUAUCCUGUGAUUAAAUGUAGCUGUAAUCCCAUCCCCUCAAAUAUACAUGCCCUUAGACUUCAGUUGAGCAACUCACUACUGGAAACAGUGGUUUGCUGCAUCACAUCUAAUGUUGCUUCAUGUGUGCUCAGGUCUGUUCGUGUAUGAAGCUGCUUGUAAAGGUGGGGAAGGAAACCCCUAUAAUCGGGCUGACUGCAUUUUUAAACUCUUGGAUUUUAUUGUGAAAGAAAAACCUGUAGACCUCUUCCAAAGAAAAGCUCCUUAGCCAUAUUUAUCCUUGUAAUAUACAAAUUAUUGAGCUUAGAAUAAAUGAUUUUUGCUAAAUUAA
Hemicordylus capensis (graceful crag lizard) is the source of this 2523-nucleotide messenger RNA. It is a transcript of the gene LRRC57, whose product is annotated as leucine rich repeat containing 57. The coding region runs from base 463 to 1266 and encodes 267 amino acids. Gene Ontology annotation, molecular function: protein binding. The record is from RefSeq and is a predicted model, not a curated record. The transcript has 6 exons. NCBI's taxonomy places the organism in Eukaryota, Metazoa, Chordata, Lepidosauria, Squamata, Cordylidae.